Heteronotia binoei (common prickly gecko) is the source of this 1176-nucleotide messenger RNA. RefSeq names its product ADP-ribosylhydrolase ARH1-like. The transcript is spliced from 7 exons. NCBI's taxonomy places the organism in Eukaryota, Metazoa, Chordata, Lepidosauria, Squamata, Gekkonidae. Gene Ontology annotation, biological process: protein de-ADP-ribosylation. The record is from RefSeq and is a predicted model, not a curated record. Gene Ontology annotation, molecular function: magnesium ion binding; ADP-ribosylarginine-[protein] hydrolase activity. The coding region runs from base 63 to 1103 and encodes 346 amino acids.
CAUCCUAUGUCCUUUCUCACUGCAGCCCCCAGGUUCCCUCCAAGGAAGCCUAUCGUGCAGCCAUGGUGCUCUCUGGCUCAGGGGAUGCUCUCGGCUAUCGCAAUCAACGUUGGGAAUACUGCACCUCUGGGCCUCAGAUCCACCAGGAGCUCCAGGAAAUGGGGGGACUCGACCAGGUCUGUGUGGCUCUCCCUGACUGGCCUGUUAGUGAUGACACUGUGCUGCACCUUGCUACCGCUGAGGCCCUGGCCACUGGGAAGAAUGGAGAGCCUCUGCUCCAAGAACUGGCCAGCUGCUAUGUUGAAGCCAUGAAGGAUAUGGAGGGGAGGAAGCCAGGUCCCACAAGCAUUCUGGGAACGUCCCAGUUGCGCCCUGGGGAGCCAGGUGGAUAUCGCAUUCCCUUCAACCCGAGUGCAACAGGUUGUGGUGCUGCCAUGAGGUCCAUGUGCAUUGGGCUCAGGUACCCACAUCCUUCAGAUCUGACCACUUUGGUCAAAGUCAGCGUAGAAAGUGGGAGAAUGACACAUCACCAUCCCACAGGCUAUCUGGGGGCCUUGGCUCCUGCCCUCUUCACUGCCUUUGCUGUGCAGGGCCUCCCCCUUGAAUGUUGGGGGUCAGAGUUGCUCAAGACUCUGCCCCUUGCCUUAGAAUAUAUCCAGAAUGCUGCAGCUGAGACGGAAUCAAAUGUAAGUGCGUGGCCCUAUUUUCAGGAGAAAUGGGAGUGGUACCUCUCGGAGCGGGGUCUUGCCAGUGGCCAGGGCCCUGCCCGUUUUCCUCCUGCUUAUGGCCCUGCUGAACGAGAUGACAUCUACAAAACGUUCAGUUUGGAUGGCUGGGCUGGGCGGAGUGGUCACGAUGCCCCCAUGAUUGCCUAUGAUGCUCUGUUGAGUGCAGGGGACAGUUGGGCGGAGUUGUGCAGCCGGGCCAUGUUCCAUGGUGGAGACAGUGACUCUACAGGGGUGAUUGCGGCAAGCUGCUGGGGUCUCAUUCACGGAUUCAGGGGGGUCCCAGAGGGAAACUAUCGGGAGCUUGAAUAUCGAGACAGGAUGGUGACUGUGGCUGAUCAUCUCUAUGACCUCGCUUGGGGACAGAAACGUGUCUGAGAGCCAUCUGGCAUCCCCGACUCCUAGUGGAAGAUCUGCUCUUUGUAGAAUAAACUAGAGCUGUAUUUACAAA